Molecule: messenger RNA, 1160 nt
Organism: Clunio marinus
Lineage: Eukaryota; Metazoa; Arthropoda; Insecta; Diptera; Chironomidae
Source: the annotation of a GenBank genome assembly
AUGUGUUCAGAAGUAAUGUAUGGCGCAUAUUAUCCAUAUUUAUACGGCCGUGCAGGACCAAGCCGUCCAUUUUAUCAAUACGAUAGAUUUAAUCAAGACUUGUACCCUUCAACUGCUGGCGUACCAAUAGCCGCUUCAGCAAGCACAUCAACAAAUUCUCAUUCACCAUGCAGUCCACUCUUACCAUCUGCGUUAUCAUCGUCGUCAACAGCUAAUGUAGCGCACUCAUCGCAUACGCCUUCAUCAAUACCUUUAGUUGGAUCAUUAGGACAAAGACAUGUAGCCAAAGAGGAAGAUUUAACAAUUCCAAGAAGUGAGAGAGAAGUGAACUUACCUGGUAACCACAACGAUAGUUCAUCGUGUUCUUCAGGUCCCGAAUCACCAAAUGGACAAGGAGAAAAUAGCGGGCGAACACAAUACGUCUCAGCCACCUGCGUUGUUGUAACUCAUUAUUCAGGUGAUGUUGCCAAUGUUGUCGAUGAACAUUUUACCAGAGCAUUGAAUUUCAAUGACAAAAACAAUAAAGAUUCCAAUCCGAUGUCAGCUCGAAACUUUCCACCAUCGUUUUGGAACAGCAAUUAUGUUCCUCCAACACCCGCUCCCGCUCAUCAUCAAAUGAGUGACCUUUACUCAACAGAAAGUAGUCUUUAUUCGACCGAGCCAUGGGUUCACAACGCAGCACAUUACGGAUCUUAUGCUGCACAUGCAGCAUACGCGCACCAUCAUAACAUGGCUCAAUAUGGAAGUUUACUUCAUCGUUUGCCACAACAAUAUGGUCAUAGUUCAAGAUUACAUCACGAUCAACAAACAGCACAUGCUCUAGAAAGUGCAGCCGCUGCUUAUUCAAAUUAUCCCAUGUCUGGUCUAGAAGCUCAAGUUCAGGAGUCAUCAAAAGACUUAUAUUGGUUUUGAGCAUCGCUUACCUUAUAAAACAAUUUUAUUAAGAAUUAAUUCGUAAGUAGUUUCAAAGAUGAAACAGUUGUAAUAUUUUAUGUGUUAUGUGAUACUCCAUUAAAAUGUUAAAUUUAAACUAUUUUUUCUGCAUAAAUAUUAUUAAAACUUUUUGGAAUCGAUGAUUGUAAUGAAGGAAAGUAAAAUUAGUAUUUAGCUGAAAGUAAUAAAAAUUAUUCUUUAUUUCUUGUUUCAAAAUGUAUACUGAG